Tripterygium wilfordii is the source of this 981-nucleotide messenger RNA. Its product is annotated as protein FD-like. The coding region runs from base 47 to 763 and encodes 238 amino acids. Gene Ontology annotation, cellular component: nucleus. NCBI's taxonomy places the organism in Eukaryota, Viridiplantae, Streptophyta, Magnoliopsida, Celastrales, Celastraceae. The transcript is spliced from 3 exons. Gene Ontology annotation, biological process: positive regulation of DNA-templated transcription. Gene Ontology annotation, molecular function: DNA-binding transcription factor activity. The record is from RefSeq and is a predicted model, not a curated record.
AGAAGACAAGUUUCUGUCUUUCUCUCUCUCUGUUUUUUAGUCCUCAAUGUUGUCUGGUGGGUGUGGAGAUAUCAAAUACAGCAGAGGCUCAUCAUCAACAACGUCGUCUUCUAUUACAUCUUCAUCGCCUUCAAUUUCAGUCUCAUUAGGAGCCAAAACCAUGGAAGAAGUUUGGAAAGACAUCACUCUCCUACAAGACCAGUCAGUCAUGACACCUAGACCUGCAACAACCCACAAUCACCACCACCAUCAUCAGCAUCUUCACAAUAAUCCCAACUAUACCCUCCAAGACUUCCUUGCCAGACCCUUUAACAAAGACCCAGCAUCGACAGUCGUCCAUGGCGCUUCGCAUCCUGCCAGUCAUGUUUUGAGCUUGAAUUCUGGAACUGGGUUUGAUUUCUUGGAGCCUAGCUAUGAGCACUUACGAGUCUCAAAUGGCUCUGCUCUUAAUAACCCAUUUGAGGAUUUGGGCUCCUCUAAUGGUUUACCUCGUUUUGGGAAGAAAAGGGUCCAGGAACCUGAUAACGGCUCGAGCGAUAGAAGGCAUAAGCGCAUGAUCAAGAACAGAGAAUCCGCAGUUCGAUCAAGAGCUCGAAAGCAGGCAUAUACGAACGAACUGGAGCUUGAAGUAGCACAGUUAAUGGAAGAGAAUGCGAGGCUCAAGAGUCAGCAAGAACAGGUCCAGUUGCGCUUAGCAGCAGCAGCAGCAGCUCAGAUUCCCAAGACUCACACGCUUCAUCGAACGUCAACUGCUCCAUUUUGAGUAGUAGGGAUAGAAUGUGUGGGGGAAGCAAGGAAAGAGUGGAGUACGGCAGGUAUGUGUAAAUUGUAAUGGCUCCAAGAAACUGUACGGUUUGAAAAGAUGGGUCGUUUGUGUUCUACACAGGCUAUCAUUUUCUAUCUUUUGGGGUUGGGCCUCUUUCUGUCUCCCUCUAUGUACAUAUAAGCUUAAUUUUCAUUAUUGCUAGUCAUUGAUGUUGA